Molecule: messenger RNA, 924 nt
Organism: Colletotrichum higginsianum IMI 349063
Lineage: Eukaryota; Fungi; Ascomycota; Sordariomycetes; Glomerellales; Glomerellaceae
Product: Chaperone-binding protein
Exons: 3
Coding region: 1-924 (307 amino acids)
Cellular component (GO): membrane
Source: RefSeq, a predicted model, not a curated record
AUGCUUGGCAACCUCGACUUCAACCCGGAACUUGUUCCCCGCGUCAAGCUGGGCCUGCACGUCACCCAGUUCGUCCUCUCCUUCGUCAUCUGGGCCUUGGAGAUUGCGGUCUUCAGAGCCGAUAAUGCCAAAAUCGUGGGCAACAAUGGCUGGACUUUCGGAGUGUGCUUCCUCUCGCUUCCCGCAUGGAUUUAUCUGAUUAUGGCGCCGCGGUGGCCGAGAACGAGAAAACUGGCCAACCCGUACGCCAUGGUCAUUGUCGACGGUGUCUUUACUAUUUUCUGGCUCUCGGCCUUCGCCAGCCAGGCGGCCUACAACACGGCCAACCAGUGUGGUGAUGCUUGCAAACUCAGCAAGGCCAUCGUGGGCUUGGGAGUUUUUGUGACACUCUUCUUUGCCGGCUCUACCUUUGUCAGCCUGUACACCCUCAAGUACUACCAGUUCCACGGAACUCUCCCCGGCUACGACAAGCAGAAGCUUGGCGGCGACAACAUCGACCCCGACAAGGCUGCUUUCUCCAUGGCUCCCCACGACGAGGAGGCUUACGCGCCUGUCCAGAUGGACGAUCACAACGAUGACAACACGACCCUCUACGGCGGCACUAAUGCCCCCGUUGGAGGCUACAACAACUCCAGCUACAACAGCCGCUACGGAGGUGCUUCCGCCUACGGCCCCGAGGACGACGACCCGAACCGUUACGGCUCCCUGCCCUCGCGCCAGAAUGGCGCCAUGUUCGACAGCGAGACCGAGUACCAUUCCCAGCAGCCCAGCGUCACUCCUGCGGCGGUACAGCCCUACACGGCGCCCCAGCCCUACACGGCGCCCCAGCCCUACGCAGCCCCCGAGCCGUACGCGGCACCCGCCUACGACGAUGACCGGCCGGCGCAGUUUCCCACUGCCAACUACGAUCGCACGAUGCAUUAA